Scomber japonicus (chub mackerel) is the source of this 567-nucleotide messenger RNA. Its product is annotated as heat shock protein beta-7-like. The record is from RefSeq and is a predicted model, not a curated record. Lineage: Eukaryota; Metazoa; Chordata; Actinopteri; Scombriformes; Scombridae. The transcript has 3 exons. Bases 1 to 567 code for a protein of 188 amino acids.
AUGGCAUCACUGACAUCCAGCCGCAGAUCCUCCUCAUCUUACCGCUCGUCGUCCCGUUACAGCACCUCCAGCUCCUAUAGGUCUGAGGGAUCACUGGGUGGGUCGUCGGAUUCUCUGGACCCACUUUUUGAGCCCUUUCUUGAAUCGACAGGUACUUCCAGUCUGUUCGGAGAAGAGGGCCCUGGGGGGCCCAACUGUCUGGCUCCCUUCAGCAGGCACAGCAUAUCCUCCUAUGGACACACUGGUGGUGUGGUUACAGGCGGGGUGCGAUGUCUGGGAGACAGCUACUACAUGUCAGCUGACGUCAGCCACUUUGAACCGCAUGACGUGGUGGUGAUGGCAUACAACCACCAUGUUGUUGUUCAUGCUGAGAAGGUUAUGGACGAUGGAAGCGUCAGUGCCACAUUCACCCAUAAGUCCCUGUUCCCGGAGGAUAUGGACCCCCUUUCAGUGUGUGGGACCCUAAACUCUGAUGGCAUCCUGAUUGUGAGCGUCCGCCGGAUCUCCAUGUCGGGUGGGGUGGAGCCCUUGGGUGUCUCCACCUAUCGCAGCGAAGCUCACCUUUGA